Messenger RNA from Trichoplusia ni (cabbage looper), 2600 nucleotides. It is a transcript of the gene Pus7, whose product is annotated as pseudouridylate synthase 7 homolog. Gene Ontology annotation, biological process: pseudouridine synthesis. The record is from RefSeq and is a predicted model, not a curated record. Gene Ontology annotation, molecular function: pseudouridine synthase activity; RNA binding. The transcript has 12 exons. Bases 116 to 2395 code for a protein of 759 amino acids. Lineage: Eukaryota; Metazoa; Arthropoda; Insecta; Lepidoptera; Noctuidae. Gene Ontology annotation, cellular component: nucleus.
UUGACAAGUCAAAGUCAAAUUAUUGGCAUUAUUGCUAAUGUAAUGUCAAACUGGUCAACAGUUUUCGCGUGUCGGUGUCUAUAUACUCGAUGUUAAGUGGUGUUUAUGAGAGAAAAUGAAUAAAAGCAGACCCUGGAACCAUAAUAAACACGAUCGCAACAUGCGAGGAGGCUUUAGGGGCGGUCGUGGGGGGGUGUGGAGGGGAAUGGGGAGCCACAGAGGGUUCAAGACUCAAUGGAAUAAUUCCGAGGGUUUUAGUGGUGGUAAUAGAUACCAGAACAACUUUAGCGGCAAUGGAAAGGGAAACUAUAGCGGGAAAAGUCAUUGGAUUCGGCAAAAGAAAGAAUCUCCUGGGAAACGUUUGUCGGAAGAAGAUAUUGGGGUGACAGAAUAUAUAAGCACUCAUGAGGGGUUCAAUGGCAUUAUUAAAUCAAGAUACUCAGAUUUCCAAGUAUCUGAGAUUAAUGAGCAAGGUGAGAUAGCAAAGUUGACAAACAAGCAGCCACCGGAAGCUCCUGAAGAGGAACUGAUCAGUGAAGACGAGGACCUUCUCCUCUCGAAGUACAACCUGGAAAUACUGCCAAUGGAGACAUGGGACAAGAUCAAUACUCUGGCUGUGAGCAAGGAAGAGGACCCUGAAUGUGUUGAGAUUGACAUGGCUGGAGUGACAAAGGAACAGAGAACAAAGAUUCAUGAUGCAGUUAAGAAAGCAUUUGGUGAGACCAUAGUGGGCAGUACUGUCAAUAUUGAAGACAAGAAGCUUAUGAGAUUCCAGAAGUAUAGGAAAGGAGUGCGCAUAGAUAACAGAGUGAAGUGGACAUGGCCAGGCGAAUACGUGUAUUUUAUCGUACACAAGGAAAACUGCGACACUAUGGAUGCGGCGGUACGCAUUGCGGAACGAAUUGGUGUACAUGUGAAGCCGUCGAUGCUGGGCUACGCGGGCACGAAGGACCGCCGCGCGAAGACCUCGCAGUGGUUCAGCGCUCGCCGCGUCGACCCGCGCAAGUUCGUGCACUCGUGUCGAUACCUCAGAGACAUACACGUCGGGAACUUCACGUUUAAGGAUACUAACUUGAAGCUUGGCAUGCUCAAAGGGAACAGAUUUCGCAUCGCACUCCGUAACGUGACUGCACCGGAUGAGCUUAUAGACCAAGCGUGCAGGAACUUGCAGGAACUGGGCUUCAUCAACUAUUACGGGUUGCAGCGAUUUGGGUCGAGAUUCGACACGCCUACCUAUAAUAUAGGAUUGAAGCUUCUACAGGGGAACUUUAAAGAGGCCAUCGACGCGAUCCUGGAGGUGCGCGAGGGCCCGCUGGAGCCGGCGCUGCGCAUGUACGCGGCGUGCGGCGCGGACGGCGCGGCGCCCGCCGUGAAGGCGCUGCCGCGACACGCCGCCGCGCACUCCGAGGUGCGCCUGCUGCGCGCGCUGGCCGCCGCGCCGCACGACCUGCUCGGCGCGCUCGCCAAGUUGGCCCGCAACACCCGCCUGCUGUACCUGCACUCGUACCAGUCCCUGAUCUGGAACCGCGCGGUGUCGGAGCGAAUCCGCCGCUUCGGCCUCAAGCCGGCUGUCGGGGACCUCGUGGCCCUCACGCAGCUCGAAACUCAAGAUGACCUCGUUGACGAAGAAGAAUCAGAUACCGAAGAAAAUCAAACGGAUGACGAGCAAACGAAGACCGAUUUUUCAGAAGACGUCACGUUUAAAGUCAAAGAAGAGGCCAAAGACUCCAACAGUGACGCCAAGGACAAAGACAUGAAACAAGAGACCGCAAACACAGAGAACAAGAAAACAGACACGCAAACAGACAAGAAACAAGAAGACAAACCUAAACCGAAAGUACCAGUGAAGGUAUUAACUCAAGAAGAUGUGGAUAGUGGGAAAUAUAGUAUUAAUGACAUUGUGAUGCCUCUACCUGGUUAUUACAUAGAGUAUCCGCCCAAUAUGGUGGACUUUUAUGAGGAGCAGUUGAAGAAAGAUAACCUGACGCUGGAGUUGCGGCAUAGAAUUAAGAGCUACAGCAUGUCGGGCGCGUACCGGCUGCUGGCGGUGCGGCCGCGCGACGUGUGCUGGCGCUGCGUGCGCUACUCGGACCCCUUCGCGGACCUCAUCGCCUCCGACCUGGACGACCUGCACAACAAACCUAUCACGGCCAUCGUCGACGAUGGAAAAUACAAAGCGCUUCUCCUGAACAUGACGUUACCAGCCAGUUGUUACGCCACAAUGGCGUUAAGAGAACUACUUAAAGUGGAUACUUCAAGUGACAACCAAGCAUUACAGAAUAACUACCACAAGAGUAGAACCAGUUCCAAGGGAGAGGAGAGUGACAGUGGGGAGAAGAGAAAGAUGGAGACAGAGUCAGAGGAAGAAGCUAAGAAAAUCAAAACGGAGGAAUAAAAAAGAAGAAUUGAAAAAUAGAGGAAUAAAAAACCACGGAAUAAAAUAUACUAUAAGUAGUGAAUUGUUUUAUUUGUAACUUUAUUGUGCAGAUCUGUAAUAGAGUAUAAUAGUUAGUUAAUUACAUAUAAUUGGCUUUAUCUUAAUUAUUAUUAGCCUGUAGACUUCCAAUACUUAUUAUGGGCAUUACAGAUUUUAAACUAUC